Messenger RNA from Capsicum annuum, 975 nucleotides. RefSeq lists its product as uncharacterized. The transcript is spliced from 3 exons. The coding region runs from base 1 to 975 and encodes 324 amino acids. The record is from RefSeq and is a predicted model, not a curated record. NCBI's taxonomy places the organism in Eukaryota, Viridiplantae, Streptophyta, Magnoliopsida, Solanales, Solanaceae.
AUGAGAUUAGAUUUGAGUAAUCCAAACAGUGAUGUAGUGAUUAAUUUAUCGAAGGAUGGAUUGGAACAAGGCAAAAUAAAGUUUCUUAGAAUGUACAUAUGCUUCAAUUCACCAAAAUGGGGAUGGAAAGAAGGAUUGAGACCUUUUAUUGGACUGGAUGGGACCUUUUUGAAAGGCCAUUGCAAGGGACAACUACUUGUGGCUAUAGGACAAGAUUGUGAUAACUGCUUCUAUCCUUUGGCAUGGGCUACAGUUGAUAAGAAAACAUCAUGGAGUUGGACAUGGUUUCUACAAUUGCUAGAGAAAUCAUUGACACUGAACAAUGGUGAAAGUGUCACUUUCAUGUCCGACAUGCAAAAGGGACUGGUAGAUGCAGUGAAAAAUAUUCGUCUUUUAGCCCGACACAGGCAUGUUGCGGCCUGGAUGAAGAGGUUUAGGUUAGGAGAGAUGAAAAAACUGCUUUGGUGUGCUGCUUGGAGUACCUAUGAAGAAGAUUUCAAGGAACAGUUAAGUGCACUUGGAGCAUUAUCAGAGGAAGCUGUCAAAGACUUGUUAAAUUUCAAUCCAGUGAGAUGGUGCAGGGCAUAUAUGGACACUGUUUGCAAAAAUCAGAUGGUGAAUAAUAAUUUCACUGAGUCCUUCAACUCUUGGAUAUUGGAACUAAGGGGAAAGCCAAUCUUAAAGAUGCUUGAAGAAAUAAGAGUCGAGAUAAUGAAUAGACUGAAAGAUAAGAAAAUUGAGGUUAGCAAAUGGAAGAAAAUUUCUAGUCCUAAGUGCAUGGAAUUGUUCACUGCCCAUGAGAAGAUUGCUCAAUUUUGUACUGUUAACUUCAAUGGUGAUAUUGGUUAUGAAGUGCCUGUAAGUGAAGAUAGGCACAUAGUGAACUUGGUGGAGAAGAAAUGCACUUGUAGGUCUUGGCAGCCGAUUGAAAUUCCAUGCCAUCAAGGCUAUGGAGUACAACACAAUGAAACCUGA